Molecule: messenger RNA, 1416 nt
Organism: Serpula lacrymans var. lacrymans S7.9
Lineage: Eukaryota; Fungi; Basidiomycota; Agaricomycetes; Boletales; Serpulaceae
Product: glycosyltransferase family 58 protein
Exons: 6
Coding region: 21-1328 (435 amino acids)
Cellular component (GO): endoplasmic reticulum
Molecular function (GO): dol-P-Man:Man(5)GlcNAc(2)-PP-Dol alpha-1,3-mannosyltransferase activity
Source: RefSeq, a predicted model, not a curated record
GCCUGUGUUAGCUCACAUUCAUGUCCACAAAAAACUCGGCGUCCUCUCGUUCUCCUCUGAAUUUGCUACUUAAUCUAGUACACACCAUUUUGUUUAAUCCGAAAUACUUCUGGUACACGGCUACCCUGGUUAUAUUCGGCGAUGUUGUGCUUACACAACUCAUAAUUCGCUAUGUGCCAUACACGGAGAUAGACUGGGAAACUUACAUGAUCCAUAUCGACCUGUAUCUGAAGGGAGAACGUGACUACUCGCAGAUCACUGGGCCUACAGGACCCCUUGUUUACCCAGCCGGACACGUUCACAUCCACCAUCUACUUCACAUUCUCACUUCCGGAGGGAAAAACCUUCCACUUGCUCAGCAGAUCUAUGGUGCUCUAUAUAUCCUUUCCCUCAUUUUGACAUGUGGCAUCUACAGCAAGACCAAAACUCCUAAUUGGACCCUGCUACUAUUGCCUCUCAGCAAAAGACUGCAUUCAAUCUUUGUUCUGCGACUUUUUAAUGAUUGCUGGGCAGUAGUGGCUACUCAGGCAGCAGUCUUAGCUCUUUUGAGUGGUCGGUAUUCCAUCGGUAUUUUGCUCUUCAGCUGUGCGUUAUCAGUAAAAAUGUCGGUGCUACUAUUUCUCCCUGGGCUUUUGGUGGUCCUCUUCAAGCGUUGUGGCCUCACUGCAACCCUAUACCAUCUAUUCAUUAUAGCGUCUACCCAAGUUCUCAUGGCCUUCCCUUUCUUACGCGAAAAUCCUUGGUCGUACCUUCAUUGUGCUUUCGAUCUCUCAAGGGUGUUUUUGUAUAAAUGGACAGUCAAUUGGCGGAUAGUCGAUGAAGAGACGUUUCUUAGCCCAAAAUGGGCGAAAGGAUUACUCGUUGGCCACGUUUCCACACUCAUUGCUUUUGGUUUGUCUAGAUGGUGUAGGGGUGACGGUGGGGUUUGGAGUGUGCUUCGCAAAGGCUUUCGACGCCCUUCCGCUCCAGCUGGUCUUGCUCCAAUAUCACAGAACUUCGUUGCAACUACACUGUUUACCUCAAACCUCAUCGGCAUUCUCUUCGCGCGUUCUCUUCACUAUCAGUUUUAUGCGUGGUAUGCGCAACAGCUACCUUAUCUAACUUUCAGGACACGUUAUCCUGUCAUCUUAAAGCUCGCGAUUCUAUUGGCUAUCGAGUAUGCGUGGAAUAUUUUUCCUUCAACUCCAAGGUCGUCUGGCUUGCUACUGUUAGGGAAUGCUCUGUUGCUGCUAGGCAUUGGGUUUGGUCACGCCGAUGGUACUUUGCCUGCAUACCAGAUGAAAUCGGGACCACAAGUGAAGUCAGCUUCUGCAGCAAAUAUGCAAUAGUAUAGACCACUGCAAGCCUGAGGGAGAUAUAAUAGCAUGUAGAACUUAUUUAUAGCUAAAACGCCAGACCCAACAAUUCCCUUCACCA